Molecule: messenger RNA, 2372 nt
Organism: Orbicella faveolata
Lineage: Eukaryota; Metazoa; Cnidaria; Anthozoa; Scleractinia; Merulinidae
Product: carbohydrate sulfotransferase 14-like
Biological process (GO): carbohydrate biosynthetic process
Cellular component (GO): membrane
Molecular function (GO): sulfotransferase activity
Source: RefSeq, a predicted model, not a curated record
UUUCAAAGGUAAACGAUAUUCUGGUGUAUGUAUUUAAAAGAUGUUAAAGUUCUUAAGUUCGCAUGACAAGUACCUAUUAUAAACUUACAAUACGCUGCAACAAUGGAAUGCCCGCGGCAAACGAAGCUGUGCAUGUAAUCAGGCGGUGAAGCCAAAAUGUGAUUGGCUGUUGUAAGUCCUUUUGUACGAAAAAAUUCCCCCGUGUCCUGGCAUAAGUGAUCUGUUUCACAAAAUGAAGUGCUCAAAAGUCAGAUUUGUCGCUGUUGUGUUGAUAUUCAGCAUAGUUGCUGGAGUGUACCUUCUGCUCUCGCAUUCAGAAGGUGACGAUAGAACAGGAUCACAUUUGACGCGACUGUUCUCGAGCAAAUGGCGAUCAUCAGAAGCGAAACCACAAGAAGAAACUUGGAUUUCUGAAAUCGGAGGAUUAAAUUUCAGUAAUUCUGUGGUCUCCAGUGAACAAAGGCUGAAAUCCUUGAGACAAGUAUGUGGAAACACAAGGCAAUCGUGGGAUUCCCUUUCGGUCACAGAGAAAGAGAUCCUAGCCAAACACAUCUUGGUUAAUGAUGAGCACAAGUUUCUGUACUGUUCAGUGCCCAAAGUUGCUUGUUCAAACUGGAAAAGAGUCAUGAUGGUACUGGAUGGUGAAGCUACUGACACGAACACCAUCCGCAAGGUGAAUCACAUGAGCUUUACAUUCCUAGGAGAUUUACCACCCUUGGUUGUCAAACGCAAACUCCAAGAGUAUUAUAAAUUCAUGUUUGUAAGGGACCCUCUUGUCAGAAUUCUGUCAGCAUAUAAAGACAAAUUCUUGUUAAACAACACCUCUUUCCAUAAAAGCCAUGGAAGAAAAAUUGUCAAGCAUGUGCGGAAGAAUGUUACAGAAAACUCCAAAGGAGAUGACGUCUCAUUAGAAGAGUUUUUGCAGUAUGUAGCAGAGAGUCGUGUGGAAGACAUGAAUGAGCACUGGAUGCCAUUCUAUGAAUUGUGCCAACCUUGUGCUGUUUCAUACGACUUUGUUGGAUCCUUUGAGAAUCUGGAGUUGGAUGCUAAUCAAGUACUGAAAGAGCUUAAUGUGAAUGACCAAGUUUCUUUUCCUAAACAACAGAAGUAUUAUAAAGCAGGUGGUAAAGGAUAUGUAACAAGUAAGAAAUUCACAGAUGUAUCACCAGAUAUGUUGAAAAAAGCACUAAGAAAAUAUGAUUUGGACUACAAAUUAUUUUCAUAUCAAAAACCAAAUAUUUAAAAUGAUUUGAAUUUAUUUUUCACUUUGUGCACUCAGUUUUUAAUCCUACUCACUCAAUGCACAUCUGAUAAUUGAGUCCCCCCCACCUCCCCCCACUUCCAAAACCCCCAAUCCAUCAAGUUGAUGACUUAGCCCUACAGAGAUUAGGCGAAGACAAGCAUCCAGAUGUCUGUGUUUUGCAGGCUAUAUAGAGAUCUGUGUCUGAAUAUCUUGCUGCUGCCUGAAUUUCAAUGUUCAUUUUAAAUUACAACUAAAUUCUAAGAUGCAGUUACAAGGCAUUAAAAUUGACGAGGGAACAGAUUAAAUUAUAAACAUUUAACACAUUGAAACAGUGUGCUGGAUGUUCUGCACGCAUUGCAUGCCUCUAAUGCUAACCAACCAUAAACUGCAUGAUGUGAGAUUACAGAACACUUGCCCAAGUUAACUAAAGUAAUAGAGCGGUUUUCAAUUGAGUGUCAAAAAGUAAUUGGUUUUGCAUUUAUGCUGGGCGAUUGUCUUAAAAAAGCUCACGCCACUUUUUCAUCCAAUUUAAAGUAAAACAAAACCAUUGGUGACUACCUUGCACACAUUUUCCCACGCUUUGCGUGAGCUAAAUGCAAUUGCUUCACAUUUUGAUUGGUACAUUGUAUUGUUUGUGUCUUUUGUGACUGGCUAGAGUGAUUACUUUGGUUUUGGUUUUAUGACACUCAAUUGAAAACUGCUCUAGAAGUAAUUUACUAUUCCUUAAAAGAGUAGUAAAAGUGUUAUAUUUUUAAAGAAAGAUACAUUAAUAAAUGAGUAAAGAUUCUACUCACCUGUACAGACAAAAAACUGCUCUAGUACAAGUUGGUAGAAUUUGACAUGACAGGAUGUUUCCAGUACAAAUCACACAAUUUGGACAGCUGGAAGGAUAAGCAUUUUAUUUGUUUAAUACUUCAGGAAAAAUUAUACCCAUGGUGACGUCAUAGACCUGUUUUUUUUAAGAACAAUUAUCACAUAUAAAUUACGUAGGGCUCAUUGUUAGGAUAUGUCUAAUAUUGUAAAAUAUUUUGAUUAAAAGUAGUCACAAUUAAACAGAUUUUAAUGCUUCACUGGGGCAUAGCCAGGAAUUUCCAAAGGGGGAUCACACUGUGUCAAAGUGGGGCACUCA